Messenger RNA from Theobroma cacao (cacao), 1312 nucleotides. Its product is annotated as NAD(P)-binding Rossmann-fold superfamily protein. Lineage: Eukaryota; Viridiplantae; Streptophyta; Magnoliopsida; Malvales; Malvaceae. The record is from RefSeq and is a predicted model, not a curated record. Gene Ontology annotation, cellular component: chloroplast.
GUCGCGGGAAGGGAAACGGUUGGACAAGGAAGAAAAAAAAAAACCAGACAGAAACGAUCAAGGAAAAUGGCGGGUAACCUGUCUUACUCAACUCUCCUUAGCCAAACUUAUCUACUUUUCCCUUCCCACAAUCCUAGGAGAACCCUGAAUUCUUCUUUCUUCGUAAACAUCGAGAAGCCAGCUCUUACUCAUUGCUCCGCCAAGAAGAAAAUCGGAUUUGUGGAUCAAAUCCUCGAUUAUAUUGAAGGUUUAGUGUUUCUUUGUUUUCCUAUGUGCUUAGAUUGGAUAACACUUCUACAAUUUUGUUUUUUUGUGUGGUUGCAUUGGUUUAUAGGGGGUCCCAAGUUAAGGAAAUGGUAUGGGGCACCUGAACUAUUACCAAAAGAUGGAUCGGUUGUCGACGAGGAGGAGGAUUAUCCAGAGGAUGAAGUCAGGGAUGCAGUUUUAGUAACAGAUGGGGAUAGUGACAUUGGGCAGAUGGUGAUAUUAUCGUUGAUUGUCAAACGAACUCGAGUGAAAGCAAUUGUGAAGGACAAGCGUACAGCUAGUGAAGCCUUUGGAACUUAUGUUCAAUCAAUUUCUGGAGAUACAAGUAACAAGAUAUUUGUAAAGAAAGCUCUUCGAGGAGUUCGUGCAAUCAUAUGCCCAAAUGAAGGUUUCCUAUCUAGUGUUGAGAGCUUGAAAGGUGUUGAACAUAUAGUUCUCUUAUCUCAGUUGUCUAUUUAUAGAGCUAGCAGUGGCAUUCAAGCUCUCAUGACAAACAAUUCAAGAAAAUGGGCUGAGAAAGAUGAAUCAGUGCUGAUGGCUUCAGGAAUUCCAUACACCAUAAUUAGAGCAGGAAUGUUACAAAAUACUCCUGGAGCAACACAAGGUUUCAACUUUGAAGAGGGUCGUGCAGCAAAUGGAAAUCUUAGCAUGGAGGAUGGUGCAUCUAUAUGUGUGGAAGCACUUGAAGUUGUCCCGCAAACAAGAUUCACAUUUGAGGUCGUCAAUGGAGGAGAGAAGGUUUUGGAUUGGAAAGAGUGUUUGACUAGAUUAAUGGAGAAAGCAGAGCAGCAGCUGCCAUGAUCAUACUCGAGCAAAACAGAAAGUGAACCCCAUUUGUUUGUUUUGAAACCUUGUGCUCAGUAAGUUGGAUAGUAAAUUUGUUUGUCCUGCAUUUGGACUUCAAAAGUUUACAUUGAGGUUGGUCUACUGCAAUUCUUGCGUUGUAUUUUCUUACUAGUAUGAAUGCUGAUUUUGAGGGCAAACUGAAAGAUUUGACCUGAAGCAGCUAUGAUGAAGCUCACAGCAGGUUACAUGUUCAACAUCA